Molecule: messenger RNA, 450 nt
Organism: Knipowitschia caucasica
Lineage: Eukaryota; Metazoa; Chordata; Actinopteri; Gobiiformes; Gobiidae
Source: the annotation of a GenBank genome assembly
AUGGGACAAGAGGCUUUUGUGGGGGGAGCAGCACCAGACUCACCUGUGGUUACCAUGGAGGGCCAGGAGUCCAGCAUCUUCAAAUUCAUGAAAGACAACAGACCGCUGGAUUUCAGAGAGGUGGCAGACUUCCUGGUGGUCUACAUUGCAGAAGCACACUCAUCAGAUGGUUGGGCCUUUACCAACAACUAUGAUAUAAACCAGCAUCAAAGCCUCGAAGACCGGCUGUCUGCUGCACGUAUCCUGGUUCAGAAGGACCCCCGGUGUCCAGUGGUGGUGGAUAAAAUGUCCAACUCCACGAGUAUAAAGUAUGGAGCACUGCCUGAGCGCUUGUAUGUGCUGCAGGCUGGGAAAGUUAUGUACAAGGGAAAAAUGGGUCCGUGGGGCUACAAUCCAUUGGAAGUACGUGUCUUUCUGGAAAAAAUGAAGACAUCUCCAAUCAUGGUGUGA